Molecule: messenger RNA, 3113 nt
Organism: Epinephelus lanceolatus (giant grouper)
Lineage: Eukaryota; Metazoa; Chordata; Actinopteri; Perciformes; Serranidae
Source: RefSeq, a predicted model, not a curated record
GGUAAACAAACAGCAGAGUCCGUGUCACAGGUAAACAAACAGUAGUGAUGUCACAGGUAAACAAACAGUAGUGAUGUCACAGGUAAACAAACAGCAGAGUCCGUGUCACAGGUAAACAAACAGUAGUGAUGUCAGAGUUAAACAAACAUUGGUGAUGUCAGAGGUAAACAAACAUUGGUGAUGUCACAGGUAAACAAACAGCAGUAGUGAUGUCACAGGUAAACAAACAGCAGAGUCCGUGUCACAGGUAAACAAACAGUAGUGAUGUCACAGGUAAACAAACAGUGGUGAUGUCACAGGUAAACAAACAGCAGUAGUGAUGUCACAGGUAAACAAACAGCAGAGUCCGUGUCACAGGUAAACAAGCAGUAGUGAUGUCACAGGUAAACAAACAGCAGGAGUGAUGUCACAGGUAAACAAACAGCAGAGUCCGUGUCACAGGUAAACAAACAGUAGUGAUGUCACAGGUAAACAAGCAGUAGUGAUGUCACAGGUAAACAAACAGCAGGAGUGAUGUCAGAGGUAAACAAACAGCAGGAGUGAUGUCAGAGGUAAACAAACAGCAGGAAUGAUGUCAGAGGUAAACAAACAGCACAGGUGAGGCGGGCGGAGGAGUUGCAGUUUUAUAAACAGACGAAUCACAGCCAGAAAAUUUAACGACUGGAGCUCCUCUUUCAGUCCAAAAUGGUGGCGACUUGUCUCAUUAUGAGAUCUUUGACUGCUCAAACUUCCUGUGACAUCAUUGCUCUCAUCUCCAUAGCAACAACGUGUGACGGACAGUUUGUGCUGAGCGGUCAGAGCGGUUGGUUCAGUUCAUCAGACUCAGAGAUGUAUGACAGCAGCAGCGUCUGCCGCUGGAUCAUCAGUGUGGACGAAGGAUUCUCUGUUCGUGUUGACUUCCUGUUUUUUGAAACUGAAGAACACGCCGACACGCUGAGACUGUACGAAGGUGCCGGAACAAACAAACAGCUGACAGCUGAGCUCUCAGGCUCCACCCCUCCUGGGACCGUGUGGCUGCUGAGCAACCAAUCAUCUGUGGAGUUUGUGUCUGAUGAUGUCAACAAUCUGUCCGGGUUCAACGCCACCUACAGCGCCGUAGACACCUCCGACCUGUCCGACCAGGUGAAGCUCACCUGUACCUUUGAGGGCGGUCUGUGUUUCUGGCAGCAGCAGCAGGAAGACGACGGUGAUUGGAUUCGAACCAGCGGCGCCACGUUUCCUCCACUGAGUGGCCCGAGUGUCGACCACACGCUCGGUAACCAAUCAGGUUUCUACAUCGUCACUCCUCUGAGUCCAGGCCAAUGGCUGAAGAGCUUCAGGAUCCACAGCCUCCCUCUGACUCCGCCCGCACAGCCCAUGUGUCUGAGCUUCUGGUACCACAUGUUCGGAGACAACGUCCACCGUCUCAGAGUCCUGCUGUCUGACCCCAAUGUCACCGUGGUGUUCCAGAGAGACGGUAACUAUGGCAACAACUGGAACUACGGCCAGGUGACCCUCAACCUGACAACGGAGACGACGGUGGCGUUUGAAGCUCUGAAGAAAGGAGGGCUGAGGAAUGACAUCGCUCUGGAUGACAUCACACUGACCUCUGAGCCCUGUGGCCCCGCCCCCCCUGAACCAACCAAUGUACCGCCACCAACAACCACGCCCCCUAUACCAGCCGACUGUGGAGGACCCUUUGACCUCUGGGAGCCAAACUCCACCUUCAGCUCACCAAACUACCCACAAUCCUACGGGAACGAGGCUUACUGUCGGUGGACCCUCCACGCCCCUGAUGGUCAGAACAUCCAGCUCCACUUCCUGGACUUUGACAUUGAAGCGACCUAUGAUGUCGUAGAGGUGCGGGACGGGGCAGGGCCAAACUCCACCUUACUGGCUGUCCUCACUGGCAGCGAUGGCCCCGCCCACGACUUGUUCUCAACAACCAAUCAGAUGACACUGUGGUUCUUCACGGACGAGUUGGGUCACGGCCGUGGAUUCAGGGCCAACUUCACCUCUGGGGUCGACCUGGGGACACCAGCUGCGUGCGCAGCCGGUCAGUUCCAGUGUCAGACAGGAAGCUGUAUCCAUGGUAACGGUCAGUGUGAUGGUGAGGUCGACUGUCCCGACGCUUCUGAUGAAGCCGACUGUGUUGUGUUACAGCGGAACGAUUCCAGUCGUCUCCAGUUACAAAUUGUUUCCUCUCUGCUCACCGUGUGUGCCGACACCUGGACCUCUCACCUCACUGACUUCACCUGUCAGUACCUGGGACACAGGUCAGGGGACGCCACAUUGCUGCCCGCUCUGCCACAAGAUUCACCAUUUGCAAUCGUCACAGUCACCAACAACAGAACACUGGAAACCAACGUCAGUGAAACCUGCAGCAGUGACAAGGUGGUGUCUCUGACCUGCGACAACCAACCUUGCGGCGUCCGACAGGUUGUUAAUGACACGGUGGAAACGGACCAAUCAGCAGAGAGGAAACCUGGUGAAGGUGAGGCCAGAGUGGUAGGCGGAGUUAAUGCGGUGAAGGGGGCGUGGCCAUGGAUCGUAUCUCUUCAUUGGAGGGGGCAUCACUUGUGUGGAGCCUCUCUGAUUGGCAGAGACUGGCUGCUGACGGCGGCACAUUGUGUCUACGGGAAGAACAUCCACCUUCAGUCGUGGUCAGCUGUUCUGGGUCUUCACUCUCAAAGUGACAUGAGCUCUGUGGACGUUCAGACCCGAAGAGUCGAUCGCAUCGUCAUCAACCGAGAGUACAACAGCCAGACCAAACAGGCUGACAUCGCCAUGAUGCAUCUGCAGCAGCCAAUCAGUUUCACCCAGUUCGUCCAGCCGCUGUGUUUACCUGCUGAGGGUCAGAACUUCACCGCAGGGACCAGAUGUCUGAUCGCUGGAUGGGGACGAGUCGCUGAGCAGGGUUCCCUCCCUGAUGUCCUCCAGGAGGCCAAGGUUCCUCUGGUUCUUCAGGAGCAGUGUGGUCUUCAGUUACCUGAGUACACCAUCACCUCCAGCAUGCUGUGUGCUGGACACGCUGAGGGUGGAGUCGACUCCUGUCAGCCUCCUCACACCUGGACAUGAAACUUCUGUGGACUUGUUUGGACUAACCUCGACUGACCUGUACUGACCUGGACUGA